AUGUCCGUCCACGAAUGGACUGAGGAGGACCGUCCGAAGUCCCGGUGCUUGUCUGCCAGAGCUCCGCGCACACCUCGCACACUAUCACCACGGCGCAAGGUUCACGCAGUGGAUGAAGAAGAUAUUAUGGUGCAGAGAAAUAACGAAAGGAACCGUCGCAAAUCCGUGGCUCGGCCCAUGAGUGCUCGUGAGCCUCCGCUCUCUGCCUGCUCUCGGCGAACUUCGCUCACUCAACGUCCAGCUUUCUCUAUAUAUUGA
Arctia plantaginis is the source of this 258-nucleotide messenger RNA. The record is from the annotation of a GenBank genome assembly. NCBI's taxonomy places the organism in Eukaryota, Metazoa, Arthropoda, Insecta, Lepidoptera, Erebidae.